AUGAGAGUAGAUAAUCAUAGGUUCUUAGCUGAAAUAAGUGAGGUCUUAACUUCCAAUAAUGGGAAAAACUCCAUCUACUUAACUCAAAAGAGAUUAAAGCCAUCGUUAGACCUUGAACCUACCACAAAUACAGAUAAUACAACUCCAAAUGAAGAUCAAUAUCCAAUUUUGAUUAGAAUAGCUAUGAAUGGUAAAGAAAGAAAAGAUCAUAAGAAAGAUAAGUUCAAGUUAUCUACUGUGGUUGAAGUAUCCCAAUUAGAUUCAUUUUGGCAAGAAUAUAUUCAAAUUAUUAAAAAUGGAUUUGUAGGAUUAAGGAAAAAGGAAAAGAAAAAGAGUAAAAAGGGUAAAGUAAGUAAGUAG
Messenger RNA from Scheffersomyces coipomensis, 360 nucleotides. RefSeq names its product RNA-binding signal recognition particle subunit. The transcript has a single exon. Gene Ontology annotation, biological process: SRP-dependent cotranslational protein targeting to membrane. Gene Ontology annotation, molecular function: 7S RNA binding; endoplasmic reticulum signal sequence receptor activity. Lineage: Eukaryota; Fungi; Ascomycota; Pichiomycetes; Serinales; Debaryomycetaceae. The record is from RefSeq and is a predicted model, not a curated record. Gene Ontology annotation, cellular component: signal recognition particle, endoplasmic reticulum targeting. Bases 1 to 360 code for a protein of 119 amino acids.